UUUUCCUAGGAAGUUUGCCCAUUUCCAGCCAGUUUUUGAGCCUUGGAACUUUCUUUUUUCCUCAGAAAUGGAAAACUUGAGAGCCCCUUUCCGGGGUAUUGCCACUGACCUCCGGGGAAGAGUAUCUUUCUACAAGCAAGAUUGGCUUGGUGGAUUUCGUUCCGGUGUCGGGAUAUUGGCACCAACUACAUACAUAUUUUUUGCUUCUGCUCUUCCUGUAAUCGCCUUCGGUGAGCAACUUAGUAGAGAUACAGAUGGGAGUUUAAGCACAGCUGAGACCUUAGCAUCUACUGCACUUUGUGGUAUCAUACACUCAAUAUUUGGGGGACAGCCUCUUUUGAUAUUGGGAGUUGCUGAACCUACUGUUAUCAUGUACACAUAUCUGUACAACUUUGCUAAAGGGAAUAAAGACUUGGGGCAGGAACUUUACUUGGCUUGGGCAGGAUGGGUUUGCGUCUGGACUGCUCUCUUCCUGUUUCUUCUUGCCAUAUUCAAUGCUUGCACUGUCAUCAAUAGGUUCACAAGGAUUGCAGGUGAACUUUUUGGCAUGUUGAUUGCGGUUUUGUUCAUCCAACAGGCAAUAAAGGGAGUGGUGAGUGAAUUUGAAAUUCCUAAAGCUGAAAAUGUGAAUCUAGAGAAAUAUCAGUUUCAGUGGCUGUACACAAAUGGAUUGCUGGGAAUUAUAUUUACGCUCGGACUUCUCUACACUGCCCUCAAGAGCAGAAAGGCAAGAUCAUGGAAGUAUGGAACAGGGUUGUGGAGAGGUUUUAUCGCAGACUAUGGUGUUCCUUUGAUGGUUGUAGUUUGGACAGCCUUGUCUUUCUGUGUCCCAAGAAAAGUCCCCUCUGGAGUUCCCAGAAGGCUCUUUAGCCCUCUUCCUUGGGAAUCCGCCUCAUUACAUCAUUGGACAGUAAUUGAGGAUAUGGCCAAGGUUCCGCCAGCAUACAUCUUUGCUGCAUCUAUUCCAGCUGUGAUGAUAGCGGGGCUUUACUUCUUCGACCACAGUGUUGCUUCCCAGUUGGCACAACAAAAGGAAUUCAAUCUCAAGAACCCUUCCGCAUACCACUAUGAUAUGUUGUUGCUAGGAUUUUUGGUAAAUAUUGUGCUGAAACAGUACUACUUUUCCAGUUUCAAGCUAUAUUUUCUCAAGAUUAACGUUCUCGUCUCGAAUACACAAUCUCAGACUUUGCUUUGUGGAUUGAUUGGCCUGCCUCCUUCAAAUGGGGUCCUACCUCAGUCCCCUAUGCACACUAAGAGCCUUGCAGUUCUCAAGAGUCAGUUAAUCCGUAGAAAGAUGGUGGAGAGUGCAAAGGAAAGCAUAAAACAAAAAGCUAGCAACUCCGAAAUCUAUGGCAAGAUGCAAGAUGUCUUCGUUGAAAUUGACAGCAGUACAGUGACUUUAGUGGCUAGAGAGCUAGAAGACUUGAAGGAGGCGGUGAUGAAAAGUGAAAACAAUCAAAAUACAAAGGAGAAAUUUGAUCCUGAGAUGCACAUUGAUGCUUACUUGCCUGUCCGCGUCAAUGAGCAGAGACUCAGCAAUCUUCUGCAGUCACUCCUAGUGGCAGCAUCAGUUGGUGCUAUGCCAGCAAUCAAAUUGAUCCCAACAUCAGUUCUUUGGGGAUAUUUUGCUUACAUGGCCAUUGAUAGUCUUCCUGGAAACCAGUUCUGGGAAAGGAUGCUACUUCUCUUUAUCACCCCGGGCAGGCGCUACAAAAUAUUGGAAGGGGCUCAUGCUUCUUUUGUGGAGACAGUGCCAUACAAAUACAUUGCAAUAUUUACACUCUUCCAAUUAGUGUAUCUCCUUGUUUGCUUUGGUGUGACAUGGAUUCCUAUUGCUGGAAUCCUGUUCCCCCUACCCUUCUUUGUGCUCAUCAGCAUAAGACAGUACCUUCUCCCUAAACUCUUUAGCCCAUAUCAUCUCCGAGAACUGGAUGCAGCUGAAUACGAGGAAGUCACAGGCACCCCAGGGCCAUCACUCAACGUUAACCUCUCUUUUAGGGAAAGAGAGACAUCUAGUCCUGGAGGUGAUGACAAUGAGAUCGAAUUGUGUGAUGCUGAGUUACUAGAUGAGUUAACAACCUCUAGAGGGGAGUUAAAGAUCAGAAGUGUAAGCUUCAAUGAGGACAGAAAGAGUCAGGUUCACCCAGGAGAUAUGACCACAAGUGAAUGAGGGAAGUCUGAUAAUGAUGACAAAAUGAUACUCAUAGACUUGAUAGAAAAGACUUUUAUAGUUUACAAAAAUUAGUGGAGUCAUAUGAAUCCAAAUCAAAUAUCCUUUGGAGGUUGAGAUUGCGACGUCUGUUAGCUUAUGUUGAGUAUCUGAUAUUUUGGCUUCAACGUUGGCUUAGGCGGAGUCCACAGAACCCGUUUAUGGCACACCUCUAGACAAAUGUUAUACUUCAAUUAUGAGCCGUGGAAAUUUAUGUUCAUGAGAAGUUGUUGUAUUUGUUUUUGGUCUUUUAUAUGAAAAUAACGUUGGCACAUUCUG
Molecule: messenger RNA, 2488 nt
Organism: Rubroshorea leprosula
Lineage: Eukaryota; Viridiplantae; Streptophyta; Magnoliopsida; Malvales; Dipterocarpaceae
Source: the annotation of a GenBank genome assembly